AUGCCUUCAAUAGACCCAAAAACUCUUGUCUCGUCAUUUUCUCGAGCCCUCACCUCCUUCCAGUCAUCCUCAGAUGCCUUUCGUGUUCUGUGCACUCUACCCCACACCUCCAAUGUCCCCGCGCCGCGCCGUCCUGGCCGCUCAGUCCGGCAUCUCAUAGUCCUAGACUCGAGCUUCAAUCCGCCGACGCUGGCGCACGCCAGUAUGGCACGUACUGCUCUGAAAUCCGAGGGCCAGGAGAGAUUGAUGCUACUGCUCUCAGUCAACAACGCUGAUAAAGCGCCGAAGCCGGCGAGUUUUCCCAUCAGGUUGAGCAUGAUGGAGGCUAUGGGACGGGAGUUGCUCGAUGAAGGAGUCGAGAUCGAUGUCGCUGUUACUACAAUGCCUUUCUUCCACGACAAGGCGAAAGCGAUAGCGGAGUCUGGAUUUUAUGCUGCUGAAACUGGGGAGCAGCCCACGCAGACCUUCCUGGCAGGCUUUGACACGAUAGUUCGCAUUUUUAAUCCAAAAUACUACAAUGAGGGAAUCCAGAACGCACUGCGUCCGUUUUUUGAGAGCUGCAAGGUGAGAGUCACUACGAGGCCAGAUGAGACGUGGGGAGGGGUCAAGGAGCAGAGGGCAUGGUUGACCAAAGAGAGAGUGGAAGAUGUUGGAGGUGAUGAGACUUGGGUUGACAGAGUUGAGAUGGUUGAGGGACGAGAGGGAGAUGAAGAUGUCAGUAGUUCGCGGGUGAGAGAUAUCAUUAAGAGUGGACAGGGGAGUCUCGAUGGGUUGGUUGGGGGUGAGGUUCGAGGAUGGAUUGAGAGGGAGGCUUUGUACAGAGAGAGGGAAGCCAGUCUUUAG
Messenger RNA from Fusarium venenatum, 843 nucleotides. RefSeq lists its product as uncharacterized. NCBI's taxonomy places the organism in Eukaryota, Fungi, Ascomycota, Sordariomycetes, Hypocreales, Nectriaceae. Gene Ontology annotation, cellular component: cytoplasm; nucleus. Gene Ontology annotation, molecular function: nicotinamide-nucleotide adenylyltransferase activity; ATP hydrolysis activity. The record is from RefSeq and is a predicted model, not a curated record.